Molecule: messenger RNA, 847 nt
Organism: Eutrema salsugineum
Lineage: Eukaryota; Viridiplantae; Streptophyta; Magnoliopsida; Brassicales; Brassicaceae
Product: probable calcium-binding protein CML45
Exons: 1
Coding region: 77-703 (208 amino acids)
Molecular function (GO): calcium ion binding
Source: RefSeq, a predicted model, not a curated record
UUCUCCAAAACAUAUAUUUCAUUCAUUUGCUAAGUUAACUUUUGAAAAAGAAAAAAAAAAACUAACAAAAAUAGUUAUGACUGUAGCCCACUUAUACUGUCUUAUAACCAUGGAGAAGAGUUCCUUGUCUGAAUGCAAACACUCUUCUUCUUGUUCUUCUUCUUCUUCUUUCCCUUUGUUUGGCCUGAUCGAUUUCCUCCUCAUCAGUUUUUUCAAAUGGGUUUCUUUUGCUCAGAUCUUUUUCCUCAGAUUUUGGCCUCUUUUACAACACCAGCAGCUAUGUGUUUCCGAGAAGAAGAGCAAAGAUGUCGAGUUCCAGAGUUCGAUCAAACAUGAAGAAUAUGAUGAUGAUGAUGGUCUUUGCAGAGAAGAUGCAGAAAUGGUGAUGAAAAGGUUAGGACUUUUCACCGACCAAGAAAGCGAGGGACUUCAACAAAGGUACAGUUCCGAGGAGCUUUCGAAUCUGUUUGAAGAGAAAGAGCCAAGCUUGGAGGAAGUGAAGCAAGCUUUUGAUGUCUUUGAUGAAAACAGAGAUGGGUUUAUCGAUCCUAUAGAUUUGCAGAGAGUUUUGACCAUCCUUGGCUUAAGGCAAGGAUCUAACCUUGAUAAUUGCAGGAGAAUGAUCGGAUCAUUCGAUGGAAAUAAAGAUGGAAGAAUCGAUUUCCAUGGAUUUGUGAAGUUCAUGGAGAACAACUUCUGCUGAAAUCUUAUUUCCUGAAGUAACAAUCUUAUCAACUUUCUGCACUUCUUUUCUUCUUGCCUUCGUUCUUUGCUUUUGAGAUUGCAUCUGUUAAUAUGGUUGUCUCGUCACCUAUCUUGUAAAAAAAAUUAUCAUAAACUUUAAUAU